Messenger RNA from Thamnophis elegans (Western terrestrial garter snake), 3850 nucleotides. It is a transcript of the gene EPS8, whose product is annotated as epidermal growth factor receptor pathway substrate 8. The record is from RefSeq and is a predicted model, not a curated record. Gene Ontology annotation, cellular component: ruffle membrane; plasma membrane; vesicle. Lineage: Eukaryota; Metazoa; Chordata; Lepidosauria; Squamata; Natricidae. Gene Ontology annotation, molecular function: actin binding. Gene Ontology annotation, biological process: Rho protein signal transduction; positive regulation of ruffle assembly; regulation of Rho protein signal transduction.
UGCACUUUGCUUUACCCUGCGCGGCGGCGGCGGCGGCUUUUUCCGCUUGGCUCCGAUGACCUGCGGAAAGCGGAGGCUCACCAGCCGCAGUUCCCGGGCCAGAAGCGGCCGGGUUUGGUAGCCUUCCUCCGGUUUGGAAGUCCCCCCAUCCCAUCCCUAUCACGGGGAGAAGGAAAAAAAAAGCCUUGUGGAUGAGCAGAAGCGGAACGGGGGACCCGAGAAAGAGGAAGAGGUGAUCAGAAUGAAUGGGCAUAUUUCAAACACCCAUCCCAACGUAUAUGGAAAUUAUCCUUCUCAAGUCAAUGGAUAUGGAUCACCAACAUUUUCUUCAAGGGACAAGGAUCAGAGUUCAAAGACAAGCGCAAAAGCUUUGUACGAGCAAAGGAAGAAUUAUGCACGAGACAGCAUCAGCAGCAUUUCAGAGAUAACACAAUACCAUGUGGAGCACCUGACCACUUUUGUUCUGGAUCGGAAAGAAGCCAUGAUCACAGUGGAUGAUGGAAUAAGGAAGCUGAAACUCCUGGAUGCCAAAGGCAAGGUCUGGACACAAGACAUGAUUCUUCAAGUUGAUGACAAAGCUGUCAGUCUGGUGGACUUAGAAUCCAAGAAUGAACUUGAGAACUUCCCUCUGAACACAAUACAGCAUUGCCAGGCUGUGAUGAAUUCAUGCAACUAUGACUCCAUCCUUGCUCUGGUGUGCAAAGAGCCAUCGCAAAGCAAAGCAGACCUCCAUCUUUUCCAGUGUGAUGAAGUCAAGGCCAACUUUAUCCACGAUGACAUCGAAAGCGCAAUCGGCGAUAGCAAAGGAGGGAAAGCAAAGCAGCGACUUGAAACACUCAGGAUGAUUUCCAGAUCAGAGAGUGCCAUUCCUCCACCUCCCAGAGCCCCAGCUCCUGUCCCCCCAGGGACUGUUACACAGGUGGAUGUCCGCAGCCGGGUGGCGGCUUGGUCUGCGUGGGCAGCUGAACAGGGAGAUAGUGAAAAACCAAAGCAAUACCAUGAGCAUGAAGAAUCAGCUGAAAUGAUGGCAGCCAAGAUUGACCGAGAUGUUCAAAUCCUGAAUCACAUUCUGGAUGACAUUGAAUAUUUUGUCACCAAGCUUCAAAAAGCAGCAGAAGCUUUUACGGAACUCUCAAAGCGGAAGAAAAGCAAGAAAAAUAAGAAGAAAGGACCAGGUGAGGGGGUCUUAACUCUCCGUGCAAAGCCUCCAUCUCCAGAUGAAUUUGUGGACUGUUUGCAAAAAUUUAAGCAUGGUUUCAACCUUUUGGCUAAAUUAAAGUCACACAUCCAGAAUCCCAGUGCACCUGAACUGAUUCACUUUCUGUUUACUCCUCUAAAUAUGGUGGUACAGACAACAGGAGGACCUGAGCUUGCUAGCACAGUGCUCAGUCCCCUUCUGACGAAAGACACCAUCGAGUUUUUACGUUGCAUUGUCACAAGUGAAGAAGGACAACUCUGGGUAUCUCUAGGGAAUGCAUGGACCAAAGCCAGAGCUGAGUGGCCCAAAGAGCACUUCAUCCCACCCUAUGUGCCCCGAUUCAGGAACGGCUGGGAGCCUCCUUUGCCGAGCUUCAUGGGGGCCCCAAAUGAGCAAGAACUCAACCAGUUGGCUGAGUCGGUGGCCAAUGUGGCCGAACAACAGAGGAAGCAAGAGAUGAAAAGAUUGUCAAUCGAGCAUCCCAGCAUCUCUGAUUAUCCUCCAUCUGAAGGAAAUUAUGAAGCGCAUAAAACCCCAACCAAGAAAUACGCCAAAACCAAGUAUGACUUUGUGGGAAGAAACCAGAGUGAACUUUCUGUUCUGAAGGAUGAAAUUUUAGAGAUUCUUGAUGACAGAAAGCAAUGGUGGAAAGUCCAGAAUGCAAAUGGAUUGACUGGAUUUGUGCCAAAUAACAUCUUGGAACCUCUCAGAACUCCUGAAGGUGUCUGUACAGAGCCAGCAUAUAUGCACACCAUACAGAAACAAAGGACGGAGUUUCCUCCAAAGCAACCAGACCCCACGCCUGCUGCUCCUUCCCCACCACAGAUGCCGCUUCCGGUCCCUCUCCCUCCCUGUGUCCCUGCUCCUGUCCCCGUUCCGUUGCCAAAGGUCCCCGGGGCCAUCAGCCGCCAGAGCAGCACAUCAAGCGAUGGUGGCCGGGAUGGCCAGAGGCAGAAGCUUCCACCUGUUGACCGAAGGAAAUCUCAGAUGGAGGAAGUUCAAGAUGAACUCAUUCACCGUCUCACCAUUGGUCGGAAUACUGCCCAAAAGAAGUUCCAAGUGCCACGCUCCAGUGCCCCCGUAGUCAAUAUCAACUACGAAUCCUCUCCGGAAGACAUUAAGGUUUGGCUAGAGGCCAAAGGAUUCAACUCAGUGACCGUAAACAGCCUUGGAGUUUUGACUGGUGCACAACUCUUUUCCCUCAACAAAGAUGAACAAUCUGUGUGCCCAGAAGGAGCGCGAGUCUACAGCCUUACUGUUCAGAAGGCGGCACUAGAUAAUUCCAGUGAAAGUUCCGAACUUCAAGAGAUCAUGAAAAGGCGGAAGGAGAAACUCAACGCAGCUGCCACUGAUUCAGGGGUCGAAUCUUUCGAUGAGUAGCAGUCACUAAUAAGACUCGUCUACAAAUAUUUUGUGGUUAUUGUCGAGGGGGGGAAACCAGUUGUUCUUGGCAUUGUUCCAUCAUGCUUUGUUUUAGGAAGCCAUGAGGGGGAAAUGUCGGGGGAUUGUCUCUAUUUAUGUAACUAGGGUAUCAUGCCAUUAAGGGAGCAUGCAGUUGGGAGCCAAGAGGGAGGAUACAAUUGCUGUUUUGCCUCUCCCUUGACGGAAAAAAAAUAUAUAGAGAGAGAAUAAUUUCCCUGGAGGGGUUCCUUAAACCAGGCCCCCUGGGAGAAAUUCAUGCUUUGCUCAUCUUUUUUCCACAGCCUAGCAAAGUCACAUUGCGGUUUUUUUGAGUUGCCCUCAGACUGAGCCAUCUGACGAAAGGUGUUGAAAUCAAGCAGUCAAGCAGAAAGUCCAAAAGGCGCGAUCCGGGCCAGCGUUGAUUCUCUUGUCUAGGCCCCAUUGAUUUCAACAACGAAAAGUGAAACCGAUAUUUAAACGCUCUGCCAUUGAAAUCAACAGGACCUCAAAGGGUUUUAUGAUGGCACAACAUUCCUUUUAAUUCAUGCCAUCCAUAUGGUUGCCAUAAUUACGGACUGCGGCUUUUCUUAUCCUCCAGCACUUAAGAUUUCCACAUUUAUGUAGCAAUUCCCAGAUGUAUUUUUAAUUAUAUGAUCAAUGACCACGCUAAUCUUAUAAGCACAGAUUAAAUUCUUCUAACGGCAUCAUGUCAUGAUUUCUUAAUGGAAGUGUACAUAGCAAUGUAAUUUAUUCUGCAUUUCAAUUAUCUGUCUGUUUUUGGGGAGGAGGGAUAAGUACGAAUCAAGGAAAACACUAAUAUGAUAAACAAUAGCACAAAUUUUAAAAAGUAGGGGCAUUUAGAUCUUAUUUUGAUAUCCAUGUGGUAGUUCACAGUAUUAUUUCUUAAUAGCAUUGCAUUUUUUUUAAUUUAAAAAUAUAUUUCACUUCACCUGAUGGAAAGGAAAGGGAAAAAAGGGGGAAGGUGUUUAUAAAUGUUUUUUUUAAAGCUACAAAAUCCCAUCUUGAUUUCUAAUUUAAAUCUUUUUUAAAAUUAGCCAAAAUAUUCCAGUAAAUACAGGAAUAUACUUUUUUUUCUGUGCAAAAUGUUCUUUUCUGUCACAUGGCACAUCAAGGCAAAAUAAGGGGGGGGGAUUCCAUCCUUUGACCAACCUAGAUGAGAUGUAUUGAUUUUCAUGGUGCCUUUUUUUUCAUGACUCCUCAAAGUCUGCAAUAAACACCGAUGUACAUGAA